CGUUGGUCUUCCGUUUCCCGGUCUGAGUGGGGCAGAGAAAGAAGGCGAGCGGGCGGCAUGAAGGGACGCGAGGCAGCACCGCGCCGAGCUCCCGGGUCUCUGUGGCCGAGGGGGGACGUGCAGUGAGCGGCGAGCAGACGGAGGGCCAGAUGGCGUUGGGCUGGUUCUUGAGCAUGGCUGGCGAAAAUGAGACCUUGGUAGGAGAGGGAGGUCAGUGGGAAGAGAUGACGGAGCCCAGCCCCUGAUACCUCCCUACCGUGCCACCUUGGGCAGAAGGUAAACUGAGGCACGCGGAGGCGGCACACUGGAAACCGAACUGAGAUCGCGCAUCUACCCGGCGCUUCUUCCCUCUUCCCGGAAUGAACCCCGAGGCUGUGCCCUAGGCUGUGCCAUUCCCGAGCAUCCCCGACAACCCUCCCCACGCCCCCAGCUCCGCCCCGGCUCCUCCCCCGGAGGGUCGGGAAGGCGACGCAGGUUCUGACGCGGGCGGCGACGGCUAGCAGUCACUGCCUCCUGCCAGUGCCCGAGCCCGGCCGGCAGCGCGGAGGCUGCGGUAGCGGUGGCCGCGGAGCUGGCCCUGUGGGGCCCCGGGGGGGAGGGGGUGCCGCGAAGCCCCGGCUGAAGCCGCCGCUGCCGGGCCUCCCUCCCCCCCGGAGGGCGCCAUGCGGGGGGGCCCGGGCGAAGCGGAGCGGCGGCAGCGCUGGGGUCGCCUCUUCGAGGAGCUGGACCGGAACAAGGACGGCCGCGUGGACGUGCAGGAGUUGCGCCAGGGGCUGGCCCGGCUGAGUGGGGGCGACCCGGACCGCGCCGCCCAACAGGGCCUCUCCCCAGAGGGUGGUGCUGACCCAGAUGGCGGGCUGGACCUUGAAGAGUUUACCCAAUACCUGCAGGAGCGGGAACAGCGCCUGCUGCUGCUUUUUCACAGUCUGGAUCGGAAUCAGGAUGGUCAGAUCGAUGUCUCUGAGAUCCAGCAGAGUUUCCGAGCUCUGGGCAUUUCUAUCUCUCUGGAGCAGGCACAGAAAAUUCUACACAGCAUGGACCGUGACGGCACUAUGACUAUCGACUGGCAGGAAUGGCGUGACCACUUCCUGUUGCAUUCAUUGGAGAAUAUGGAAGAUGUGCUCUACUUCUGGAAGCAUUCCACGGUCCUGGACAUUGGCGAGUGCCUGACUAUCCCUGAUGAGUUUUCAGAGCAGGAGAAGCUGACCGGCAUGUGGUGGAAGCAGCUGGUGGCCGGUGCAGUGGCGGGCGCCGUGUCACGGACAGGCACAGCCCCUCUGGACCGUCUCAAGGUCUUCAUGCAGGUCCAUUCCUCCAAGACCAACCAGCUGAACAUCCUUGGGGGCCUACGGAACAUGAUCAAAGAGGGGGGCGCGAGCUCUCUAUGGCGUGGCAACGGCAUCAAUGUGCUCAAGAUUGCACCUGAGUCAGCUAUCAAGUUCAUGGCCUAUGAGCAGUUCAAGCGGGCCAUUCGGGGACAGCAGGAGACACUGCAUGUGCAGGAGCGCUUUGUGGCUGGAUCCUUGGCUGGUGCUACAGCCCAAACCAUCAUUUACCCCAUGGAGGUACUAAAGACACGGUUGACCCUUCGCCGGACGGGCCAGUACAAGGGGCUAUUGGACUGUGCAUGGCGGAUCAUGGAGCGAGAAGGACCCCGUGCCUUCUACCAUGGCUACCUGCCCAACGUGCUGGGCAUCAUUCCCUACGCGGGCAUCGACCUGGCCGUCUACGAGACCCUGAAGAACCGGUGGCUCCAGCAAUAUAGCCAUGACUCGGCUGACCCUGGCAUCCUCGUGCUCCUGGCCUGUGGCACUAUCUCCAGCACUUGUGGCCAGAUAGCCAGUUACCCCCUGGCCCUGGUCCGGACCCGUAUGCAGGCCCAAGGUGAGGCCUGGGUGGGAGGAUGGGUGGGAAGGUCUCACAAUUUGGGUCCCACCUCCACUUCCCCAGUCUUCCUCCUGGGUAGGUAGAAUCCCAGGCUGGAAUACUCCUGGAUUUGAAUGGCCCGACCAAUUCCCAACCUUUCUCUGGGCCUCAGUGUACCCAUUUGUGACCAUGGAAUGGGAGCCCUUUGCCCUAACUAGGAGAGCGGAUGCAACGAGUGGUGGAAGGGCCCUAGUAAUCUUAGCUGGGAGGUCACCUGGUAGACUUCAGCAUAUUUGGGCUGGUCAUUCGAGAUCUAAUUUGCAAGGCUGGGUUAAUGAGGAAAGGUGAGGAACGAGUUAAGGAGGGGCAGGGCCAGGCUGGUUAUCAUCUUGUGUUUCUCUGUAUUUUUCUUUCAUG
Molecule: messenger RNA, 2283 nt
Organism: Myotis lucifugus (little brown bat)
Lineage: Eukaryota; Metazoa; Chordata; Mammalia; Chiroptera; Vespertilionidae
Gene: SLC25A23
Product: solute carrier family 25 member 23
Exons: 9
Coding region: 663-1970 (435 amino acids)
Biological process (GO): transmembrane transport
Cellular component (GO): mitochondrial inner membrane
Molecular function (GO): calcium ion binding; ATP transmembrane transporter activity
Source: RefSeq, a predicted model, not a curated record